Messenger RNA from Elaeis guineensis (African oil palm), 757 nucleotides. Its product is annotated as probable histone H2A variant 3. The record is from RefSeq and is a predicted model, not a curated record. Gene Ontology annotation, molecular function: DNA binding; protein heterodimerization activity; structural constituent of chromatin. Gene Ontology annotation, cellular component: nucleosome. NCBI's taxonomy places the organism in Eukaryota, Viridiplantae, Streptophyta, Magnoliopsida, Arecales, Arecaceae.
AUGCGUAACAGCCGCCACCUCCUGCUCGUUCCUCGAUCGUUUCCCGAUAGUCCGUUCUCUCUCUCUCUCUCUCUCUCUCUCUCUCUCUGUGUGUGUGUCUCCUCUCUCCGAUUGCGUCCCCAUUCUCUUCUCCGGGCGGUAUCCUGCUGGGAAUAUGUCGGGCAAAGGCGCGAAGGGCCUCAUCAUGGGGCGACCGACGGCGAACAAAGACAAGGACAAGAAGAAGCCCGUAUCCCGCUCUUCUCGCGCUGGCCUCCAGUUUCCAGUUGGCCGUAUCCACCGUCUGCUAAAGUCCAGAAUUGCAGCAAAUGGGAGAGUGGGGGCUACAGCUGCUGUGUACACUGCUGCUAUUUUGGAAUACCUGACUGCAGAGGUAUUGGAGCUGGCUGGAAAUGCAAGCAAGGAUCUGAAAGUGAAGCGUAUUACUCCAAGGCACCUGCAGCUUGCCAUCCGGGGCGAUGAAGAGCUGGAUACCCUCAUCAAGGGAACCAUAGCUGGAGGAGGUGUGAUCCCUCAUAUCCACAAAUCUCUCAUCAACAAGUCCUCGAAGGAUUAGUUCAAUCGCCAAGGCUCCACCUUUUGUUUUGGAUUGAUUAGAUUGCUCUUCUUGCUAAUAGCUACCCAUAUGAAAUUAUAGAAUCAUGUUAAAAGCCCGCGGUGGUUCAGUUUCUUGGACUUUUGCCUAUAUUUUGCCGAUCUUCAUGGCCUAAGGCUUACUUUGGAGCUCUAAUGCCUGGAGGACUAAAUUUUGCCUGCA